AAAGAAAAUGAAAGCAGAGCGGCACUGUAGGCCCCAGAUCCCAACCACCACCUUCUCCUUCCCUCUCCCUCUCAGCCUCUCACUUGCAAAAUACUGGUACUACUUUGCUUUCCAAACAAGCACAUUCUGGUCUGCAGCAGCAAUUCCUUGGAAAGCUCAAAGCACAUCUCACACUGGCAGCAUCUUCUGAUCUCUCAACGCCCUCUCCUCUCACAUUUCCCAACAGCUGGAGAGCUUCAUAGUACCAAGGUACAAGCACAGACACCUACCUCUCUUCCUUCCAUCAUCUGGUCACAAUUUUGAGUUUUGGACCAGAAACUCAUGAAGAUCCUCUGCUCUAGUCUGCUACUAGGCAGUCUGAGAAGGAUUGGCUGAGAUAGUUGAGAUUUUACUCAGCUUGGGGCUGUUCUCUAUCCGUUCCUUCUUUUUUGGCCCUCUGGUGUUGUUAGGGUGCUUCUGUCUUCCAUGGCGGCAGUGACCUCUUCUUCUCCACCUGCACUUGCUGGCCCGCAGCCUACGUGGGUGCCCUAUGAGCCAACCAGGGAUUGCUCCCAGGGCCUGUGCAGCAUGUACUGCCCGCAGUGGUGCUACUUCAUCUUCCCGCCCCCGCCACCGGCCUUCGACAUCGCCGGCUCCGGCGGCGACGACUCCUCCAGCCCCACCUUCUCGCCCCUCGUCAUCGCCAUCAUCGGCGUGCUCGCCAGCGCCUUCCUCCUCGUCGCCUACUACACCAUCAUCUCCAAGUACUGCGGCACCUUCAGCUCCCUGCGGAACAGGGUGUUUCGUUCCGGCAGGGGCGGCGGCGGCGGCGACGGCGGCGGCGUCCAUGGCGGUUCACGGAGCCAGGAGCCGUGGAACGCCGUGCUGUCGGACGGGCUGGACGAGACGCUGAUCAACAAGAUUACGGUGUGCAAGUACAAGCGCGGCGACGGGUUCGUGGACAGCACGGACUGCUCCGUCUGCCUCGGCGAAUUCCGGGACGGCGAGAGCCUCCGGCUGCUGCCCAAGUGCAGCCACGCCUUCCACCUGUAUUGCAUCGACACGUGGCUCAAGUCGCACUCCAACUGCCCGCUCUGCCGCUGCAACAUCGCCUUCGUCACCGUGGGGGUGGUGUCGCCGGAGCCGGAGCGCCCUGCCACUCGGGAGGACCGGAGAGACAACCCCGAGCUGGUCCUGACCAUAGACGGCUACUGGGAGCAGGCGCGUGAAGAGUCGCAGAAUCAUAAUGUGGGGAGUGGCAACGGUGGUGACGGCCAGGAGGCCAAAGAUUGUCCAGGGAGGUCCGAGGAGGCCACUGGCACUGUCGAGAUCAAGGAAGACGGGGUGCUGCCCGUGAGGGCGUCGUCGUCGUUGUCAGACACGCACCGUGAAGGGCGCAUGUCCAUCGCUGACGUGCUGCAGGCCAGCCUAGAAGAUGAGCUGAUGAUGGCCCGGGAGAGCGGCCUCCUGGCAGAUUCAUCGGGGUCGUCAAGAAGGUGUCAUGGUGAGCACAGCAUGGAUAAUGGCGGCCGCAGCGGCCGGACAUUGCCGGAUGCCGCAAACCCUGUGCCGACGAAGAGAUUACCGGCGGUUGGGAGGUCGUGCUUCAGCAGCAGGAGUGGCAGGGGAAAGGAUUCAGUUCUUCCAAUGUGACGCAGUCAAUUUUCAGCGGUUCUUCUAACUAGGAUACAUGACAUGAUACUUUUGUGUAUUUGUGUGUGCGUGUUUCCGGUGUAGAUCAAGGUGCCAGAACCAAACUCUGGAGAUUCCAUCCUGUUUCAACCAAUUCUUGUGACCUGUGGUGCCACAAACUGAAGAAACCCUUCCCUCUGCCA
This is a messenger RNA of Phragmites australis (common reed), 1814 nucleotides long. Its product is annotated as E3 ubiquitin-protein ligase Os04g0590900-like. Lineage: Eukaryota; Viridiplantae; Streptophyta; Magnoliopsida; Poales; Poaceae. The record is from RefSeq and is a predicted model, not a curated record. Gene Ontology annotation, biological process: protein ubiquitination. Bases 466 to 1632 code for a protein of 388 amino acids. Gene Ontology annotation, molecular function: transferase activity. The transcript has a single exon.